Messenger RNA from Oncorhynchus mykiss (rainbow trout), 4071 nucleotides. The record is from RefSeq and is a predicted model, not a curated record. Lineage: Eukaryota; Metazoa; Chordata; Actinopteri; Salmoniformes; Salmonidae.
ACUCACAUUUCAUUCUAAGAUAGGACAGCAUAGGCUACUUAUUAUAUUGUGUAUGCACAGAUCUUGAUCGGGAGCACAGAGCAUUGCAGGGCUGUUCAUCAUAAAUUCAAAUACUGGUUGAAGAUUAAAUAACAGUCUGCAUUUUUUUUGCAUCAUACCUCUACUGUACUUGCAAGCGUCAAGUCCUGUUUAUAUUGAUAAUUUGGAGGCUUACAUUUCAACGUCGCUGAUUGGCUACAUUUGACGAGCUAACCCAGUAUUCUAAGAGACAUACCAUUUCACUCAAAAAGGGGGGUUCGGGAACUAUGCGCUUGCAACACAUUCCAUUCUUUACAAAAUGCAUGAAAAAUAUCGAAAUAAAUUCAAACUAUGUUUUCAGUUUCUACUUGUCUGACUAUUACCAACAUAAAUUUGAGUAAGAUUUUGAUUGAAAGAGCAGCGACUUACUACUCUCUCCCCCGUCAUCCUUAGCUCGAGGUACAGCUCAAAAUGGCUGUAGACAAACAGUUAUGAAGAUCUGCCGUUCUACAAGAAAUGAAUAUGUCGCAAUUGACAAAUUAACGAAGAAGCCUCCAAAACAACUGGGGAUACAGGGGCCCGUGGAGAGGUUCAGGGAGAGGAGCAGACCUCUGGUACCGACCCUGGAAGAGAGGAGGGACCACCUCAUAGAGAGAAGGGGCCACAACAGAAGGAAGACGGAACAAUGCCAUUGGACAUCUGCCUUGGGACAGAGCCAUGACCAGUCUGGAGCCAGACAGAAGACUGGACUCCACACUCUGACUGAAACCUUCAAGCACAACCCUCUGUCUAUCUGUCUGCAGCACAACCAUGCUUACAUGACCCAUUGACCGCUGGGCCUUAUCCAUCCACCAUCCAUCUGAUCCAUCCGGGCCUCCUCAGCACAUUCCAUUCCACGCGGAUGGAUACGUCAAGCGAACCGGUCCGACUAGAGCACUGCCAUGGCCCUACCGUAACCCUGGCGACCUGCCUGUUAACACUGAGACAGGUCUAGGUCUAGACCUCCAUGCCAGGCCAGAUGAUGAAGAGCCUCCAGUUCAGAAGCAUCGCCCCCAAGGUCCCAGCAGCGGUGGUUCCCUCCCCAGCCGCCAUCCUGUCCUGCCAGCACCCCUCUGCCCUCCCGGAGGCCGCCUCCACAGCCGUCAGCCCCAAGUCUAUCCUGGUCCCGGCCCAGAACUAUGCCCUGAUGCAGGUGGCAGGGCAGGAGGGUACCUUCUCUCUGGUGGCCCUGCCACCCUCCGUAUCCCCUCAGUCGCCACAGCAACAACAGCAGCAGCAACAGCCAAUCCAGAAGAACCUGAAGCUGCCCAUCCCCAGGUACCAGCCAAUGAGGACCAAGAACACCCCGGAGAAGGUCAAAUCAGCCACGCCCACCACCAGUGGCAGCGCCAGGGGGGUGAGGACACCCACCAAGGUUGCAUUGACAACCCGGGACCAUCGGUCAAUAGCAGCCAUAAAGAAGAAGUUGUCAUUGGCUGAGCCCAAGGAGGAGCCAUCAGAACAGGUCAUACUGAUCGACAACUCAGCCUCCUCUGAGCUCUCCGCCCUCACAGCCCUGCUCCCAGACAACGCCAUGCUUUACACUCGCUCUCCACUGGAGCGAAUAGCAGUGGUGGACACCACCCCCGACCACCGGUCCACUCCUGCCCACGCUCCCUGCCCUGUCACCAGCAUGCUGCAGAACCUCCACUACCCAUCUGGUGGCAUUACUAAAAGUUCCCCGGUCGAACCAUCACAGGAUGAGAGCAGCGGUAAGGUUGCUAUCAGGCCGUGCCAACCCAAGCCUGUAGCCCAACAGCCCCAUCCACAGCCAGGUAGUAGCAGCAUCACUGUCCUCUCUCCAGCCAUCUUCAGCAAAGCUGUCCAGAUCAUCCCCUCCCCACCCAAGGGCAAGCUGCCCAUCAUGCCCUAUUCCAUGAUGAAAGGCACCCUCAUACCCACCUCCAAACUCAACCUCAAUGCCAUGUCCCCCAAGAAGGCUUUCCCUAGCCAGCCCGACCUCUCCCCUUAUCCCUCUGAUCCCCAGUCCAAGACCCCGGAGACUGCUGAGGCCCUAUGUCAGAACCACAUGCCAAACUCCCUGCUGCAGAGCCAGCCUCAGGCCAAGGCCACAGGCACCCUGUCGCUGCUGGGAGCGCUACAGAUCCAGAAACCAUCAGGUAAGAAGAGGGGGAGGAAGAGGAAGACAAUGGAGGACAUUCUGGCCUUUGAGGCAAGGAAGAAGAGGUCCUUGUCAUUCUUUCGGAGGAGGGUGCCAGAGAAGCCUUCUGUCUCAGCCGUCAUCUCCUCCCCGCUGUCUAAACAGCAGAGGGAGGUGGACAUCUCUAAGAAGUACCGCAGCAUCAGACCCAAGCCUCACCACAUGCUGCUGAUGGAGACUGUACCCCAGCUGGUCAGCCUGCCCUCCCUCACCUCCUCUGACAGCCUGGAUUCAGAGCUCCUCGUGGGGCAUCAGCUCUCUGCCGAGGCCCUGGAGCCCGGUCCUCCCCAGCCAGCCUCUACCCCGCUAUACCUGAAAGGGGGCCCUUCUCAUAGGGUCUACCUGGGCAGUAGCCAGCCCCUCCACCGCUGCCCUACCUGCAGCCGCUGCUUCCAGUUCAAACACCACCUCCAGAGCCAUAUGAACAGCCACACCAACAGCAGGCCUUACCUGUGUCCUGUGUGUCGUAAGGCCUAUGCUCACUCUGGCUCUCUCAGCACCCACAUGAAGCUGCAUCACUCUGACGGGAGACCGCGGCGGACGCUUCGCUGUGACUUCUGUGAGAAGGCGUUUGGCUACGUGGGUGUGUACUUCGGCCAUUUGAGGGAGGUGCAUAAGGUCAUCCUGACCGUGGAGCCGUCCGUCAGCCAGCAUGAAGACGACGUGCCUGUGGAGGGGGCCAUGUCUUCAGACCUGGGGGACGAGCAGGGCCAGGAGGAGUGCGAGGACCCGGUGGAGCUCCAGAUCAAGUGUGGUCGCUGUCAGGCCAUCACCCCCACCUUCGCCGACAUGAAGCUACACCUGCUCUAUGUGCAUGGGGAGGAGGUCCAGGUGCGCCUGCGGGACGGGGCUGGGGGGGUGGGAAGGUCACUGCGGGGGGGCCGGGAGGCAGAGGAUGAGCUGGUGAAACACGCCGCCCACUACUGGCGCCAGCUCAAUGAGAAGAGGAACCUAGUCCGGUGUGGGAGCUGUGAUGAAGAGUUCUUCUCCUUCUCCAAGCUGAAGCGUCAUAUCCUCUCCCACCACCAGGGGGGACCGGAGGAUGAUGGAGAGGGGGAGCCGACCGGCCCCUCAGCCCGGGGAGGGAGAGGGGUCCUGAGGCAGGGAUUGGUAUUUAACUGUGUGCUGUGCAGCCAGGUCCUGGACAGUAAAGAGGAGGUGAUGGAGCACUGGAGAAGCCACCACCACUGUGAGGAGACCCAGGUACUCUGGGAGGCCCUCGGCUCCUACUCGGGGGAAAGGGAGAUAGACUCGCCCGACCACAGCACAUGUUAACAUGGCACUGGACACGUUCUAGGUCGUCUCUGUUGCAGUCACGCUGCACAUCUCAGAAUAUUGACUUUACUUAUUCCUUCUAGCCUCUAAGGAAGCAAAUUGCCAGAACAGUGCAUUUAAAAGAUUGAUAUAUCAUAUCAACGUGGUUUCUGAGAUGUUAUUGUGAGAUCUUAUAAUCGGGGCGGGCGGACUACAAUAGAUAUAACCUCGAACGUACCCACUAUUUGUGUCUGUCUGAGCCGAUCAUGCGCUGUGUGCUGCUCUCAAACACACCCAGUUAGUCCCUAUGCACACUAUCCAGCCGACCCCAACCAUGCAGUACAUUUCCAGCAACUAUGGUGGCUGGGUAACCACUAACCAGGCAAGUUCAGCUCACCUCAGUAUGGUGAAAGGGUAUUAGUCCAUACAGAGGUCAGUUAUCGCACAGUUUAGUUUGUUAGAGAAUCCACUUGAUACAUUACAAAUGAUUAUUUUGGUAUUUUGUGGACUGCACUGUGUUUUGUUUCGUGUCAGUGUUGAUGUUGUGUUUAUUUUUUUAAUGUUUUAAUAUUUUUGUUUAAUAAAAUGGAAAGGAUUGG